This is a messenger RNA of Phytophthora nicotianae INRA-310, 630 nucleotides long. RefSeq lists its product as hypothetical. Bases 1 to 630 code for a protein of 209 amino acids. The record is from RefSeq and is a predicted model, not a curated record. NCBI's taxonomy places the organism in Eukaryota, Oomycota, Peronosporomycetes, Peronosporales, Peronosporaceae. The transcript is spliced from 2 exons.
AUGGACCUCUUCAACCAGAAUCUUAUUCACUCUUGGCAGCCGAGCCAGUCUCCACGUCAGCGAGUCAAAGCGUGUACAUAUCUCAUUCGCCUCACUCUCCUCUCUGCCCCCAGGACAGCAGAUCAAGCUUUAGGACCUUCCUGCAUCAUGUCCACAGCCUUCUCGUACCAAGAUUGCACCGCCGAGGUGGAUGAGUACCUCUCCUCUGUGUCCGUGAGUGACGACGAGCCCGCGCUUGCGCUGCACUGGGAGCAGAACGCGCUCUCUCAGUUCGUGGACGCUGCCAACAGCGUGGACGAUAGCGUAGACAUGCCCGAUUGGCUCACGCAGCCUCGCGGUAGCAUCACGGCUGACUCGAUCGUCGAGGAUAUGAUGGCGUUCCUCGCCACAAAAGCUGGUGGACGCUUCGGCCGCGUAUUGCUCGCCCCCAAUAGCGUCGUGCAGUUCGGACAGCUGUGUGGUAUGUUUGCGUACAUUGAGAACGACGCGUUCGUGCGCGCGGCUGCUGCAGGAAUGAGCGACGGAGCGACACUGGCCAAGGUCUUCUGUCUGACAAAGGGCAGCGCAUCUGCUGCUGUACCUAUGGAAUUUCCCCCACGUGAGAACCAGAGCCGACGUCUCUUUUCAUGA